Drosophila biarmipes is the source of this 1873-nucleotide messenger RNA. RefSeq names its product gastrula zinc finger protein XlCGF57.1 (gene Meics). The annotation marks the transcript as partial. Gene Ontology annotation, cellular component: nucleus. Lineage: Eukaryota; Metazoa; Arthropoda; Insecta; Diptera; Drosophilidae. The record is from RefSeq and is a predicted model, not a curated record. Gene Ontology annotation, molecular function: zinc ion binding. The transcript is spliced from 2 exons.
AUAUUCCGGCCUUUUCUGGUUGGGAAAUCAUCGCAUAGAAUGGAAAGCUCAUCGGUGGCCGCCAUGGAAAAGAACUGCCGCGCCUGCGCCGAACACUCGCCCGUACUGGUGGACCUCUUCUCCGCGGACAUUUGCGACCCACCCGUUUGGGAGAUGCUGAAUUCCUUUCUCCCCGAGAACUGCCGCGUCAACCGAGAUGAAAUGCCGCAGAAGAUUUGUCCCCCCUGCCUGGUGGCCACCCAGAAUGCCUUUCACUUCAGGCACAAGUGCGAACAGAGUUUCCAGUACUUUGGCCACCUCAUCCAGCUGGAAAAAUCCGCUGCCACAAAACAGGGCAGAACUAGGAGCAGAAGAGGAGACCAGAAUGCUCUAGUAGAUUUCGAGAUGGUUGGUUGCGAGGAUCCGCUGGACACGAAUGUUUCUGGAAGGGACGAGGACCGGCUUGUUUUGAAAACCGAUAAUGAUUUGCAGCCAACGGAGGAAUUGCCAAUUAAUGAACAGGACGAUCAGCCGCUGCAGGAGGUCUUUGAAAUAACCAUGAGCGAUAUAAAAACUGAGGAAGAAUUGUCCAACGGCGAUGCCUUCGAAGAUGCCUUUGCAGAAGACGAUAAUAAUGUUGAUGAACCUGAAUGCGAAUCUGAUGAAUGGUCUCCUGACUGGUCGGACCAAGAGGAUGAAGAGGAGCUCUGGAUGCAAGGCAAGGGAGAACCAUCCACGACCAACGACAAGAGUAAGUCGCUCCUGUGCACAGAGUGUGGAGUGACCUAUUCCUCGCAGAAUGCGUUGCAGAAGCACAUUGCCAGGCACAAGACGCAGAAUGAUCCUCAAAAGCCGCACCUGUGCGACUUCUGCGGCAGAGGAUUUCGCACCAACCCCCAGCUGAUAUCCCACAGGCGCAAGCACACCGGAGAGCGUCCUUUCAAAUGUACCCUUUGUCCGAAAGAGUACACAAAUGCCCCUACCCUGAAGUUGCAUAUGCACACCCACGACGAGCAAAGAAAAGUCCACACGUGUCCUCAGUGUAAUAAAACCUUUUUCUCCAGGCGCAACCUUAGGGAUCAUGUGAAGCGUCACACUGGAGAAAGACCAUUUGAGUGUCCCGAAUGUCAUCAGACCUUUACAAAGAACUCGGGCCUUAAAUUGCACAGUCGUCUGCAUAUGGCGGAAAAGCCCUUUAAAUGUGAGCUCUGCGGCAAAGGAUUUGUUCAGAACCAGCAUUUGAUCACCCACUUGCGCGUCCACAACGGGGAUCGCCCGUUCAAGUGCACUGAGUGCGACAAGUCGUUCUUCGAGAAAUCCAACAUGCUGAAGCAUCAGCGGACGCACACCGGAGAAAAGCCUUUCAAAUGCGAGGAGUGCGGCCAGGCAUUCGCCCACAACCAUCAUCUGAAGAGUCACCUACGCAUCCAUACAGGUGAUAAGCCCUACAAAUGUGACCAGUGUGGCAAGGGCUUCUGUGCGAAUCAGUCUCUGGCAAAGCAUAUCCUUUGGCACGAGGAAAACAAAGAUCGUCCUUUCAAGUGUCCCAAAUGCCCCAAAGCCUUUGACUCACUGCAGAGUUUACGGGGCCACGAUAAGGCGCACAGAAAGCCAGUUGAGCCAAAAACGCUGCAUCAAUGCCCACACUGCGAUGUCAGGUUUGCCCUAAAGAAGACCUUGGACAAGCAUAUCGGUAGUCAUAAGAUUCGGCCACACCCAUGCCCGCAUUGUGACGAGGGAUUCUUCUCGGAGAAGAGCUUUAAAAGACACCUCCGCACGCACAAAUCGAAGGAAUAGUUGUUAUCUUUCCAUUUUGAAACAAAAUGUAUUAUGUCAUACUACCAUCUUCAAAUAUUCCUUCAAAAAAGUCGAAUUUUAAACUAACUUUUUUAAA